GGGAGGAGGACUUUUCAAAGCAGGUUGGAAAGGAGCGGAGGAGGCAGAGGCUCGCGUCCUCCUCAUCACCCGCUUUCCCCGCAGAGACCCGCCGCUCCGGGCCCUUUUAACAGGGCUGCGGGUUUGCAGUCGCUGGUGAAGGCUGGAGGCGGCUGCAGAGGCGGGCGUCCCGCUGCGCUCUGCUGUCCUAGGGGACUACACUGCAGAGCUAAAAGGAGUGGAAGAGCCUGUCUUGGACAUUUUCCUAGGGAAAUCCUGAGAUCAUUCAUUAUGAAGUGUACCGCGCAGGAGUGGCUCAGAGUAACCACAGUGCUAUUCAUGGCGAGAGCAAUUCCAGCCAUGGUGGUUCCUAAUGCCACUCUAUUGGAAAAACUUUUGGAAAAAUACAUGGAUGAGGACGGUGAGUGGUGGACAGCCAAGCAGAGAGGAAAAAGGGCCAUCACAGACAAUGACAUGCAGAGUAUCUUGGAUCUUCAUAAUAAGUUACGAAGUCAGGUGUAUCCAACAGCUUCUAAUAUGGAGUAUAUGAUAUGGGAUAUAGAGCUGGAAAGAUCUGCAGAAUCCUGGGCUGAAAGUUGUUUGUGGGAACAUGGACCUGCAAGCCUGCUUCCAUCCAUUGGACAGAAUUUAGGAGCGCAUUGGGGAAGAUAUAGACCUCCAACGUUUCACGUACAAGCAUGGUAUGAUGAGGUGAAAGAUUUUAGCUACCCAUAUGAACAUGAAUGCAACCCUUAUUGUCCAUUUAGAUGUUCUGGCCCUGUAUGCACUCAUUACACACAGGUGGUGUGGGCAACAAGUAGCAGAAUAGGCUGUGCCAUUAAUUUGUGCCAUAACAUGAAUAUCUGGGGGCAGAUUUGGCCCAAAGCUGUCUACUUGGUGUGCAAUUAUUCCCCAAAGGGAAACUGGUGGGGGCAUGCCCCUUAUAAGCAUGGACGACCCUGUUCUGCUUGUCCACCUAGUUUUGGAGGGGGCUGUAGAGAAAAUCUGUGUUACAAAGAAGGUUCAGACAGAUAUUAUCCUCCGCGAGAAGAAGAAACAAAUGAAAUUGAACGUCAGCAGGCCCAAGUUCAUGAUACUCGCGUUCGAACAAGAUCGGAUGAUAGCAAUAGAAAUGAAGUCAUAAGCACACAACAAAUGUCCCAAAUUGUUUCUUGUGAAGUAAGAUUACGAGACCAGUGCAAAGGGACAACCUGCAAUAGAUAUGAAUGCCCUGCUGGCUGUUUGGAUAGUAAAGCCAAAGUUAUUGGCAGUGUACAUUAUGAAAUGCAAUCCAGCAUCUGUAGAGCUGCAAUUCAUUAUGGUAUAAUAGACAAUGAAGGAGGCUGGGUAGAUGUAACUAGACAAGGAAGAAAACAUUAUUUCAUCAAAUCCAAUAGAAAUGGUGUGCAAACAAUUAGAAAAUAUCAGUCUGCUAAUUCCUUCACAGUCUCUAAAGUAACAGUUCAGGCUGUGACUUGUGAAACUACUGUGGAACAGCUCUGUCCAUUUCAUAAGCCUGCUUCACAUUGCCCAAGAGUAUACUGUCCUCGUAACUGUAUGCAGGCGAAUCCACAUUAUGCUCGUGUAAUUGGAUCUCGAGUUUAUUCUGAUCUGUCCAGUAUCUGUAGGGCAGCGGUACAUGCUGGGGUCGUUCGAAAUCAUGGUGGUUAUGUUGAUGUUAUGCCUAUGGACAAGAGGAAGACUUACACUGCUUCUUUUCAGAAUGGAAUCUUCUCAGAAAGUUUACAGAAUCCUCCAGGAGGAAAAGCAUUCAGAGUGUUUGCUGUUGUGUGAAAUGGAACACUUGGAAGGGGAUCAUAAAGUCUAUUCCAAAUGCCAUAUUUCUGAAAGUUUGUAUAAAACUGUAACAUUACUGUACAGAAGGUAGAAACUAUUUUCAGCCCCACCCAAGUGCCAGAUGCAUAUAAAUCUUGAUAGACAAAGUCUAUAAAAUAAAACAU
Molecule: messenger RNA, 1940 nt
Organism: Fukomys damarensis (Damara mole-rat)
Lineage: Eukaryota; Metazoa; Chordata; Mammalia; Rodentia; Bathyergidae
Gene: Crispld1
Product: cysteine rich secretory protein LCCL domain containing 1
Exons: 16
Coding region: 271-1773 (500 amino acids)
Cellular component (GO): extracellular region
Source: RefSeq, a predicted model, not a curated record